This is a messenger RNA of Orbicella faveolata, 1064 nucleotides long. Its product is annotated as palmitoyltransferase ZDHHC3-like. Gene Ontology annotation, molecular function: palmitoyltransferase activity. The record is from RefSeq and is a predicted model, not a curated record. NCBI's taxonomy places the organism in Eukaryota, Metazoa, Cnidaria, Anthozoa, Scleractinia, Merulinidae.
AAGUUAUUUGGGCAUAUGACGUCACCAGAUGCUUUGGCCAUGUUUGCUGUCAAGUUGUUUGUGACUGGGGACGAAUUGAUAAGAAUUUUAAAUAUGGCGGUGUUUCAUAAAGAUCCUUGCGGACUUAUCUGUCUUUUCUUCACUUAUUCUGCGGUGUUAUACGCGGAUUACUGUUUUGUCCAACACGUCGUUCGUCCAACCCUUACAGAAAGCAUCUGGGGCAGCUUACAUGUCUGCAUAUUCAAUGUGAUUGUUCUUCUUCUUGCAAUAUCUCAUAUCAGAGCAUCGUUUUCUGAUCCAGGUGUGGUAGCACGACCUUCAACAAGUCUUGAUUUCUCUGAAAUAAAUAAAGCAAAAACUAUGCAAACUCAGAAUGAAAAUGAAUGGACAAUAUGUGCAAAAUGUGAAGCAUAUCGUCCGCCAAGGGCACAUCAUUUCAGGACAUGUGGAAGGUGUAUAAGGAAAAUGGACCAUCAUUGUCCCUGGAUCAACAACUGUGUUGGAGAGGCCAAUCAGAAGUAUUUUGUUUUGUUUCUUUUUUACACAGGUCUUGCAUCAUUAUAUUGUAUAAUUCUCACUGCUGUGUCAUGGACAAUGGAGUGUCACGGUUGUUCUAGAGAGUAUGAAAAGAGAACAAGAUUAAUCCAUACUGUCAUUUUGAUGAUUGAGGGCUGUCUCUUUGGUUUAUUUGUUCUAGCCAUGUUGUGUGACCAGGUAUGUUUGUCACACAAUCAGUCUUGUUUAACAAAAUGUUUCAAUCCAGGUCCGAGCGAGUCUUGGAUUUCAUAAUUCCCUCUUCCUUGAUUUUCUCUCCUCCUUGAAAGUGUCAAACUUUGUGAUUUAGGAUACAUACUGCUCUACAUUUUGUACCAGAUAUUUACUUAUAAAAAAUUUGUAUCAGUGACUGUAGUAGUAUUUCAGUGAUUUGGUGGCCUAAACGGUUAGCAUUUUUAACUCUGGAUCAAAAGCCCCAGGUUCGAGAACUGGCAGGGGUCAUUUUGUGGUGUUCUUAGGCAAGACACUUUACUCUCAUAGUGCCUUUCCCCACUCAGGUUCAUCUGACC